AUGGAUCAACAGACCCGCUUAGUAUCUAACCUCCGCCUCCUAAUCCCACGCCUCCGCCUCCUACAAAAGAAAGACAACGCAUCCUCCGUCGUCCAACGUCGCGAACUCUCCCAACUCCUCAGCGAAGGCCGCGAGUCCUCCGCACGCAUCCGAGUCGAAAAUGUCAUCGCAACCGACAUCGCCGUCGAGCGCGCGCCAACGUCCUCGACCAACUCGCCUUCGGAGAGAAAAGGAACCCGCGCAAGAUUGCGCGCAAAGGAACUCUAUAAAAAGCAAACCCAGCCGCAUGCAGGGGCGGCCGCAAAGCCCGCUGAAACCUCCGGGUCUCGGUUUGGGUUCGCGUGGUUGGGCGGGGGCUCACAGAAGAAGGAAGAUACUAGUCUUGCGGAUGACGCUGGACUUCUAAGUGAUGAUGACGAUACGUAUAUGGAUACUGCGCUUGAUGAGGCGGCCACCGUCAUUUUCUAUGCUUGGCAGCGAUUCCCGCAUGAACUUCGGGAACUGACUAUUCUGAGGACUAUGCUGGGCGAGCGGUAUGGGAAGGAGUUUAUGACGCUAGCGCAGGAGAAUAAGGUGGAUACUGUCAAGGUGCCGGAUCGUCUUUUGAAGGGUCUGCGCGUGCGUCCGCCUGGUCAGGAAUUGGUGGAGAGUUACCUUCGAGAAAUCGCAAAGGCAUAUGGUGUUGCAUGGCCGGAAGAAGACAUGCAGGAAGACUUGGGAAGUGCGCCGCCUGAAUUCGUGGAUGAUUCCCAAGGCGAUGGCGACGACAAUGAAGGGGGCGAUUUGCCAGUCACCCCGGGGAAACCAGGUGCAGGCGCCACUGAGGCCAGGCGCGCCUCGGAGACCAGUGAACUUAGCAAAGCGACGCCUCCGCGAGGUCCUGCCGAUGGUCGGAGUCCUGUCAGUGUCGCCCCGCCGGCGCCGAGGACUGAUAAUCCAAACCCGCGGGUGAAGGUUCCGGGGCCAGAGGAGAAUGAGUCAACGAAGGCUUCCGCUGCGGCAGGGUCAAGGCCUCAGGGGAAAAGCAGUAAUGGUGGGAUACCAGAACUGGAUGAAUUGACACGGCGGUUUGCAGAUCUCAAGAGAAAGCCUUAG
Messenger RNA from Penicillium waksmanii, 1095 nucleotides. Its product is annotated as IST1 family protein. The transcript has 2 exons. The coding region runs from base 1 to 1095 and encodes 364 amino acids. The record is from RefSeq and is a predicted model, not a curated record. Gene Ontology annotation, biological process: protein transport. Lineage: Eukaryota; Fungi; Ascomycota; Eurotiomycetes; Eurotiales; Aspergillaceae.